GGCAGUAAGUCCCGGAUGAAAUGUGAGAGUCCUUCUUCGGGUGAGGUCAGUGACGUAGUUCCGGGGUUGAGCGAGGUGCGGCGUCGUGGUUACAGGCACAAGAUGGCGGCGAGAGCAGUGAUUCGGGUCGCAGGGCGGUCGGUGCAGCGCGGCUGGGGCCUCGGGGUAACUCAGGGUCCCGGCUCAACUCUUCGGACUUUCCACGUCCAUUAUCGGGCGAUGGCAUCUGGAGGGAUUCCGACAGAUGAAGAGCAAGCAACUGGAAUGGAAAAGAUGAUCAUGCAGGCUGUAAAGACUGGAAAGGAUCCUUUCAAUAUGUUCAAGCCUAAGGAAUAUGCUGGGACCAAAGAUGAUCCUCACAUUGUACCAUCUGUCACUAACAAGAGGCUUGUAGGCUGUGUUUGUAAGUAUGAUAACUGCCUACACAUUCAAUUCUAGGUCAAUUAUGCUUAGAUUUUUCUGUAACUGAAGGUUGUCUUGUUACUUAUGCAAACUUGUUAUUUAUGAUUGGCUUGAAGACACGACCCUUUGUCCAGUGAGCCACUGACCAGGAAGGGUAGCGGUAUUCUGUGCUGCACAGCAGUG
Messenger RNA from Rhincodon typus (whale shark), 585 nucleotides. Its product is annotated as cytochrome c oxidase subunit 5B, mitochondrial-like. Lineage: Eukaryota; Metazoa; Chordata; Chondrichthyes; Orectolobiformes; Rhincodontidae. Gene Ontology annotation, biological process: mitochondrial electron transport, cytochrome c to oxygen. Bases 16 to 438 code for a protein of 140 amino acids. The transcript has 3 exons. The record is from RefSeq and is a predicted model, not a curated record. Gene Ontology annotation, cellular component: mitochondrial envelope.